Messenger RNA from Chlamydomonas reinhardtii, 2600 nucleotides. RefSeq lists its product as uncharacterized. Gene Ontology annotation, biological process: protein phosphorylation. The transcript is spliced from 4 exons. Lineage: Eukaryota; Viridiplantae; Chlorophyta; Chlorophyceae; Chlamydomonadales; Chlamydomonadaceae. The coding region runs from base 192 to 1490 and encodes 432 amino acids. Gene Ontology annotation, molecular function: protein serine/threonine kinase activity; ATP binding. The record is from RefSeq and is a predicted model, not a curated record. Gene Ontology annotation, cellular component: cytoplasm.
GCACACCCAUCGCAUAUUUACUUGCCUUGCGCCUUCUUUCUUGUUCUUGACAACAUAGACAAAGAAGCCUCGCCCUAGGACUCGACUUUGCACACUGUCUUCAGUUUAUCGCAGCGAGACGGCAGACUCGGUCAAUCCCGAGCAGAGCAGUCUUCACGCACGUUUGCCACCUUUCCGACCGCCAUUCAAAAAUGUUGAGUCUUCCGAAGUCCACAAAAAGCUCGUUAGGACGUCUAGGUGUAGGCCUCGGCGUUGGCCUAGUGCUCGGCGUGGGAGUUAUAGGUUUCCUGCGCCACCGCCGCAACCAGGCCGCAAAGCUCCUCCACCUGCAGCAAGAGCGGAUUGUUACCUCAAGCGUCGCGGCUAAGUCGUCGCCGGCUCCGGACGCGUGCGCAAGCGACUGCGCCAGCGAUGAAGCGCGACCGGCGCCCUGUGCGCAGCCCGAUGACUGCGUGCUCGCCGGGUCAGCCGCUGCUCUGGACGACUGUGCGGAGAGCCGGAGUAACAGCAGUGACAGUAGCGACAGUGACGGCGAGGCGCCGUCGCCUUCGGGCCGACAGAGCCUCGCCACGUUCCUGGCCCGCCUCGGCCUGGAGCGCUGCGAACCUGUGCAAGAGCUUGGAAGAGGUGGCUUCGGGCGCGUUCAAGCAGUGAACAUCACGCUUCCCGGCGGCGGCGUCAUCAAGGCCGUGCGCAAGGAGAUCUUCCGCCGCACUGACGGCCUCUCGCGCACGGAGCUACUGCAGCAGGAGGUGGCGGGCACGCGCGCAGCAGCGGGCUGUGCCAGCGCCGUUCAGCUGCUGGGCUAUACGGAGCCGCAGACGGAUGACGAUCCGCAUGAGCUGCUGCUUUCCUACGUGCCGGGAAUGACCCUGUCUGCCUACCUGGACCUGGUGCACCGCGCGGACGUGGUCAAGCGCUUCGUCGCCAAGAAAGGCAAGAAGGGCAAGAAGGGCAAGACUCUGAUCCCCCGUACCAGUACCAUUCUGUCAACUCCACUCCUCAAGCAGCUGGCCAUCUCGGUGCUCACGGCGGUCAACGUCAUGCACAACAACAACAUGUGUCACGGUGAUAUCAAAAGUGACAACGUAUACGUCAACACGGGCGACGCAGAUGGCGUCAUCCACUUUGUCCUUGGGGAUUUCGGGAGUGCGGAGCCUACCGACAGCGAGGGCAUGCUGAUAAGUGGUGCGGUUGGGGGCUCCCGGGCGACAGCGGCACCCGAGCAGCGCGUGCACCUGGCCGGGGGCACGCCGGCGUGUGGACUGAGCCGCAUGAUUGACAUGGCGUCGGUGGGGCUGCUGCUGGCGGAGGCAGCUCAGUUCCGCCCAAUGCCAACACGGCUGUGGGCCUACUCGCUGUUUGAGGACGACCUGGACGAGUGGGUGCCCGAGGGCUGCCGCGACCUGUGCGCGCAGCUGCUGGCCCCCUCGCCCUCCGACCGCCCCAGCGCCAAAGAGGCGCUUGCGCACUGGUGGCUGAACGAGUAGAAGACGACGGAUGCCUUGCAGCUUGGGCCGCUUGCAAGAUCGAGGGACGUAGGCACGUGGACGUAGGGGUGGAGGACUUGAUGCACGUUCAGGAUUGGAUGCUGUUUCGCAAGGCAUUUCAAUCCGACGCAUGGUUUAUAACCUUAGCUGUAGUUGCAUUUACGGUACCGUAUGCUGGUGUGGGUACAGGUGGUGAACGCGGGCACUGAACAAAUGAACGAACUGAGGUGAUGGGCAAUGGCCGAUGGGCUGUGAGAGGGCGUUGCGCCAGCACUGCUUUCGAACAUGCACAGCCCACGUAGGCUGCGAUGCGGUGUACGACUCUAAUGUAGGGCGGUAAGACGGCUGCUUCGUGAGUGCAACUACGGUGAUGAGCUUGGUGUGGCUGCAUACUGGGCUGCAUGUCAGGGUACGUGGAGACAGAGUGACACGGAAAUGGCGAGAUGGCGUUCGGUACUCCCCUUGACCUUGGACAGUAUACGGGGUUGUACAUGAAUCAUACCUUGCGGAGCGGCGAGCGUAACUUGAGAGUUAGUGCAGUCUAUUGAUAAUGACGCGCUUAAAGAAACGCAACACUGACCGGGCUGCGUAAAUCACGACGUAAGGUUCGGCACCACCCUUCACUCCCUGUCCUCGAUUUGUGGGGAUGCGGCAUUCUCACGCCGUGUUACGGCAGCACUGCGAUGGCAAAGAGGGCAUGAGCCAUGAGGGGUCGUGCUUCACAGCCAAGCGGGGCGAGGGGGCGCAUAGGCGGAUGACGGGCGUUGGCGGGUGGCGUGUCACAGGGUUUGCUGCACAUGGAUGCAUUUGAUGAUGCCAAUACUGCAGCGUUUGUGAAUUGUUUCCCUAAAAGUAUGCAGUUCUGACACCGCGCGACGAAAAGUCCCGUUGAAGUUAAGACGGGGAAUACAAGGAGCAUGUCAUUUUGUUAUAAUAGGUAACCUGCUUAAUUGGCAGGUUUACAAAGAAGGAACGUUUUCUGAGCGGGAGGGCUUGGCCGUGAAGACGAAUAGCCCACGAAGCCGGAGAAGCCAAGGGAGACUCCUCAGCAGCCGCUAAAGCUCGGAUUGUACCUUGGUGCACAGGUAAAAGAUGUAACUACUUCAACAC